Triticum aestivum (bread wheat) is the source of this 1772-nucleotide messenger RNA. RefSeq lists its product as uncharacterized. NCBI's taxonomy places the organism in Eukaryota, Viridiplantae, Streptophyta, Magnoliopsida, Poales, Poaceae. The transcript has 2 exons. The record is from RefSeq and is a predicted model, not a curated record. Bases 29 to 640 code for a protein of 203 amino acids.
UUGAUUAAACGACACACUCAUUGCCCGCAUGGUCAGAUCACUAGCGCAGCCCGCAUGGCCCACCACCGCUCAUCCUCUCUCAAUUCUUAUCCCGUACAUGAGCCUCUCCUUGUGCGCCCCCUCGCAACCACUCGUUUCCCUUAAUCUUAUCCAGUCUAGCCCAUCGUCACCUACCUCUUGCUGGCAUCCCCUUCCGCCAUGGAUGAGCUCAAUCUUCCCAUCUCUAAUCAAACGUGAGCCAUCCGUUCCCCUGCCUCGUCAAGUGCGAGAUCCCAUCCACAUCACCCAUCUCCCAUCCUUCCUUGUGUUUUGUUCCUCAUCUGCUGCAUCAUGGAGCGAUGUGAGGCGGACCGGGCACCGACGCACGGGGCCGAGCAGCGAGGCUUUACAGGGGAGCCGGAGCUGCAACGGGGAAGGCUCGGUGCUGCAAUCAUCAAACGGAGAUGCCGGAACCAGCCAUUGCGCAAGAUACAAUGAUGGCGUGAAAAGCUACAAUGGUUGUCGGAUUUUGCUGGAAUCGGCCAUGCGCAUAGCUAUGCCGCCGCCGAAAGCUGCAUACGUUGUCGGAGAUGCUGGAACCAGUGUUAUGCGGAGCUGCAACAGAUUGUGGGGAACCUACUAUCCAAAGAAACAGGCCUAGAGACUCAACUGAUGACAUUCUUUUAGUGGACUUCAAACCAUAGGAAUCAACAAGCACACUAUGCAAUUUUUCAAACACUGGUCUGUGCAUUCUAAACAUGUUGUAACAAGCAGUUUCGUUGCCUAGUGUUGUCAUAACCCAAUCAUGCCCAGACUGUAUUGGUACUCUUCUAGGUCCUUUGUUACCGUAAGAGUCCAAGUAGUACAUACCAAUCAUGCAGGCCAUCUGCAUCAUUCUUCUCUUCCUUUUUUGGUCCAUGAACAACAUCAGGGCUUCAUCAUCACUGCUGCUCCCACCAUCACUGUUGAUUCCAUUAACACUGCUUUCAUCAUCCUGAAACAUGCAAACAUUAGUACAACUUCUUCAUUAUGCACCACCUCGUCAACUUGAAAACAUUAGUACAUGCAAAUGAAACAUACUAACACGCAUUCAUCAUUUAACAAGGUCACAUAGCACAGGUCCAUUACAUAGGUAUAUUAUUAAAAUGACAAUCAAGAUAACUACUACAUUAGUACAACUUCUUCAUCUGGCACCACCUCUUCAACCAAGUCAGUCUAGCAUCAUCACUUGAAAUGUUCUCAAAUAUGACUCUGUUUGCCUCAUCUGCAAACAGUUGAGUUGCCAUGAAGUACUCAACACUUGUUUCUUCUGCACCACAUUUAACUACCAACAUUUGACAAUGAGUAAUGGAUUCCUUAGUGCUGUUUGAUUUCUUCUCCUUUGCCUUGUCCUUUGCUUCCUGCCUUUUGUUUGCAUAUUUAGUGAUCAUGUCAGAAGUGUUCUCACUAUUCAUAGUAUUGAUGAGCCCUGUCAUUAGUUUCACCAUUGGGCUCUUGUGUUUCUUUCCUGGGCUUGAAGCUGUCUGUUCACCGCCGCUGCUUCCCCUCUUCUUGAUGGUGGUGCUCAUUGAUGAAGUCAUGUACCUAGGGUAGGGUCAUGGGCCUGUCCAGAGGACCCUCCCCAAGGACAUCUUCAGAAGAAACAGCGUUCCAGUCGACCAAGAGGGAUUCCACUCGACGGACUCGAAGGCAUUCGACCAUGAAGACUCACUCGACCACCAGGAGGUUAAGAGUCACUCUGUAUCUAAACGGUCUGUAAUUAAGUAGUCUUUAUUACCAUGAUGACACUUUAU